Molecule: messenger RNA, 1251 nt
Organism: Exophiala oligosperma
Lineage: Eukaryota; Fungi; Ascomycota; Eurotiomycetes; Chaetothyriales; Herpotrichiellaceae
Exons: 2
Coding region: 1-1251 (416 amino acids)
Biological process (GO): lipid metabolic process
Molecular function (GO): phosphoric diester hydrolase activity
Source: RefSeq, a predicted model, not a curated record
AUGCUUCCUAUGAGAUACAACAGACCCGUGCAGGACACUGGGCGCUUUCAAUUCACGAUUGAUGAGACUGGAUCUGCUACGGGCGAGGACAUCGAGCUGGGACGGUAUGAACAGACUCAUGGGUCAAGUACAGGCUGCCCCGAAAAUGCCGGUCAGAGUCAGAGUCGUCCUUCACGGCCGUCUCUGGCUUUGAAGAUACCAGCCUUUCCAUCCUCGAGUAGGUCUCCUGACAAACGAGGUUCAGGGCAACCGUGGUUAUUAGUCAGGAAACAGAAGCGACCUGCUUCACGAUCUUUGUCAAAGGUAGUGAAUCUACUCAAACUAUCUUUGAUGCUUCUAGGAAUAUUGCAAUGCGUCGCCUAUGUCUUCGGCGUUCUGAACGCUCUCUUUCCAGAUGACUUCGACCUCGUUUCAAAGCCUUUUAGGGAUGUAUUAAUCACACCUGGAAGCCCCGGGACAUGGUCAGAGGAUCCCACCACAGACGUUCAGCCUCUGAUGUGCCAUUCCCAUAAUGAUUACUGGCGUCGAGAACCCCUUUACCAAGCUCUCCGGGCAGGUUGUACAGGAGUUGAAGCUGACGUCUGGUACUUCGACGACCAGCUCUACGUGACGCACACCGUGUUAGGGAUCCGCCAAAAUCGAACCCUAAAAAACCUUUACCUCGAUCCUUUGACGGACAUUCUCAACCGCCAAAACCAGCUUCCCAACUUUCUCGGCCCACUGGAUGAGACACGCAACGGGGUCUUCGCCACUCGUCCGAUGCAAACUCUUGUUUUACUAAUCGAUUUCAAAAACGACCCCCAGCGCAUUUGGCGCCGCCUGGAGUCCCAUCUAAGCUACUUCCGGGACAAAAAAUACCUGACUUACUUCAACGGCACCGCGGUCGUUCAAGGUCCUUUGACUAUCGUCGCCUCCGGAAUAGCCCCUUUUGGUCGCAUUGUGCAAAGAUCAACCUACCGAGAUGUUUUCUACGACGCUCCGCUCGAUGUUCUGGCCUCAUUGCCGGGUAGCAGAGGACCAACGGCAUCCUUACCCCACUAUACCACCGACGCAGAUGACUCUUCCCUUAUCGACGCGCCUUACUAUCCACAGAACGCGGCAAUUUACUCUCCCGCUAACUCCUACUACGCAUCCGUCUCCUUCGUCCGAUCAAUCGGCUAUCCCUGGCACUCGACUCUAUCCCAAGCUCAACUCGACCUCCUGCGCAGACAGAUUCAUGCCGCCCACAGCCGCGGCCUGAAAGUCCGGUAA